Molecule: messenger RNA, 192 nt
Organism: Pyricularia oryzae 70-15
Lineage: Eukaryota; Fungi; Ascomycota; Sordariomycetes; Magnaporthales; Pyriculariaceae
Exons: 3
Coding region: 1-192 (63 amino acids)
Source: RefSeq, a predicted model, not a curated record
AUGAUGAGUAAAACCCUCCCUUGGAACGCCAUCAACCAAAAGUACCAGGAGACGGUAAAGAGCGGCAAAGUCGGCCUGUAUCCGUAUAUGAGUUUGACCUCGAUAUGUACGGAAUAUCGUUUGGAUUGCUCGAGUGGGCCGAAGCAAACAUCGAACCGAACCACCGUCAUGACCUUACAUGAUACCCGCUAA